Molecule: messenger RNA, 1462 nt
Organism: Mytilus californianus (California mussel)
Lineage: Eukaryota; Metazoa; Mollusca; Bivalvia; Mytilida; Mytilidae
Exons: 5
Coding region: 16-1011 (331 amino acids)
Cellular component (GO): extracellular region
Molecular function (GO): chitin binding
Source: RefSeq, a predicted model, not a curated record
AGCUUUGAUUUACCAAUGAAUUAUUCAUUUGCAGCUCGAACAGAACCACAAGUCCUUUUAACAACAACAUUACGCCCAUCUGACGUAACUCCACACUGUUUCAGAUCGCAAGAAGAAAUCCAUUUCAAAGAUGUUUUUACAAUUAAUUGCAUGAUUCCUGUAUCAUACCAGCUUGAUAAGUUAUACAUUAAUUACAAACCACAGUAUGGAUCUUACAAAUCCGAUGAAGUUUUCAACUUUAGCCUUACAAAGAUGGAAACUGCACAUAAGGGAUGGAACGUUACAGUACUAAGCAACAUCGGUGAUUCGUCGCCCGCACACGUCAAUAUUACAAGGGAACCUGUAAAGUGUGAUAGUGGUGGGGAGUAUACCUUUAUCUUCAUGGCGGCGAUUAACAGUACACAUGAGUUUGAAGUAUCCAAACACACAGAACUCCUAACAAUUGAAAGCAAAGUUUCUGAUGUAAGCUUACAAGUAAAACAAAACAAUGCUUCAGGUGGUUUUUAUGAAGUAUCUUGUUCUGCACAAAGUGCGUGUACGCCUGCACCAAUAACUUUGUUGGGUGUCUUUAUUGGAGACAAUUCAAAGUCACAACCUAUAUUUGGUUCCAACUUUACUUGUAUAAUAAACUACAAUGACAAUGACGGAUGGACCGUUAAAUGCACAGGAACAAUUCCAGAGAAUGUUUAUUCCUCACUAAAUAGCAUUGCAUGUCGGCCAACGACAGGUAACCAAACAGUCGAUGAUAAAAAGGAGAUUGCAUAUGAAAUUUGCAGAGAUUGCAUAUUUAAGUGUCCCGACGAAAUUGGGGAUUCUUACUGGUUUGACCAUAAAAUAUGUAAUAUAUUUCAUCGAUGUUACAACGGAGACUUGUACACGAGACCAUGUCCACCGUCAACAUAUUUCAACACUAAUUCAUGCACAUGUGAUCAUACAAACAAUUUACCAGGAGAAUGUAACGAACAAAAUGAAAGGGUUAAACUGUUGGAAGAAAGAGCAUCUUGUAGCUGAUGUAUUUUAUGAGUAUUCUGAAAACAACUAUUAAAUUGGAUUAUCUUAUACCAUAAUGCUUUGUUAUUCAGGGAAUUGGAAAAAAUAGCGUUAUCUUAUCAGAUACUCAUGAUUCUAAUGAAAAUCUUUCGCUUUUUUGUCGAUUAAAAUUUUCCUAUCAAUAUAGUGUGAACAAAUUACACACCACUGUACUAUACAUUGUGUUUGUUACGCUUGUAAUUGAGCAUUAGAUUUAUAUCUACGGACACAACAAUUGCAACGGACUACAUGUCGCACAAUAAGAUAAAAAUAAGGCGUCGACAAAUAUACACUUUGCUUUUUUCUUUUGUAUAUAAUUAUGUAUUCAUCAUAAUGGCAUUAUAAACACAGCAUAGUGAGCCUAUGGAAACUGAAUAAUUACAGAUUGUUAUUUUAGAGGUUACACAUUGAAAUAAAUUCAUUCAUUUACUCA